UCACACCUGCCAUCGUCGGGCUAGCCUCUCCACCACCAAGCCCACCCCAUCCCACCCCAUCUACCCAUGCUCGUCGCUUACCCUAAAAAAAUGUCAAUCCCACCAAAGUACCCUUCACUCACACCUGCCACCGCCGAGCUAGCCUCUCCACCACUAGGCCCACCCCAUUUGCCCGUGCUCGUCACCUUUCCACCACCAGGUCCACCCUAUCUACCAUUUGGCCCACCAUCUCUACUCAUUCCCUUCCCACAACUGGGUCCACCUUAUCUACCCUUUAGCCCACCAUCUUUGCCUAUCGCCCCACACUAUCCUCCUUCUCUAAUCGAUCCACGGCCAGUACUCGGAGGAUGGUUUGCAACAUCAAAGGAGAGAUGGGAGGUUACACUGACAGUUACUAGUCGCUACUUGACCAUGAUCUUACCUCAGGUCUAGGACCAAAACUAUACAUCGACAAAGGUAAUUUAUGAUAUAGAACAAUUUCAGAAUGUGAAUUAAAUCUCUUGCAUAGAUCAUAAUACAAAAGGGAAUUUAUAUUUAUAAAUAGUAUUCUAUGAU
This is a messenger RNA of Rubroshorea leprosula, 555 nucleotides long. NCBI's taxonomy places the organism in Eukaryota, Viridiplantae, Streptophyta, Magnoliopsida, Malvales, Dipterocarpaceae. The record is from the annotation of a GenBank genome assembly.